UUAAUCUACGAUUGCACACAUGUCGAGAGAUUAUUAGAACGGCUCAUUCCCGGGGAUCAAUUUCACGUUCCUCUAUGGAAAUUUAUUGCUCAGGCGAUAAUGUGAUCGUCGGAAUUCAAAUGAAUUUUCAUUCGAGCACUUCGAAGUUUGUAAAGAUCGAAGGGCAGCAUUGAAAUAGCGAGGGGGGACCUUAAAUAGUGAGAAAGUUGAUUAUAAAUUAUAAACCGUCGACUGGGUCGAGGGCGAGCUUCCAAUGAAACUUUCAAGAUCGAGCGCGCAGUUGGCUCGAAGUGAAAUGGGGCCAGGGAGUAAAAGAUGUUUGGGAUGUAAACAAAGCGAUGUUUUCUCAUCAACGGAAGAUAUUUCAAUGAAACUCGCGCGAUGAUUAACGAGCUGCUCGACGGCGCGGUUAUUGGGCAGGAAAGUGCGCCGGGAUUUUCGUUAUUUUUUGGUAUUCCGAGCUCGCUCCGCGCGCAUCAGGAAAGUUAAUCGUUUCCGAGCGAUCGCGCAGGUGCGCGCAAAUAUUUGAGCGUCAAUUAGCCGGACGAGGGGGGUGGCUGAAAUCUAAAAAAUCUUUGCACGGCAAUGAAACUCAAAGAUUUUCAUAAAGCGACGAAACAUUGACCCACUUUUCAAACACCACGCUUCAAGGUCACGCGAUUACUGCAAAUAAUAUGAUUUUCGUAUAAAAACGACGCGGAGACCGAGCGAAACACACACUUUUUUCUUGCUCGACCAAGAGUUCGUCGAUCUUAAAAAGCGAAAAUGAUAUUCGGCUUGGCUAUUUUUUGUUUUGCAACGGCGCCAUGGGCGCUGGGCCAGAAGGUCCACGAGCAAAUGAGUGCGGAGCAAGUGUCAGCGAUUUUUAAAACGACUCACGACUCGGUGCCUGAUUACGAAGUUGUGCAAUUUCACGAGCCCCGCUUGAGGAAACGGGACUCGGAAGAGCCGGAAAAUCUCGUAGCCAAAGUCUUUGGAGAUGACGUCAGGCUCUGGCUAAAACCAGUCGAGGGAGUCUUGGCAGGCCAAAGUACACCUGUUUAUUCGGCAAAGAUUGAUCCAUGGAAUGGAGAAGUAGUUUACAGAGAACUUCCAGCUGCUAUGACGAGGGUGGGACAAUUGUUGGAAGAUCCGGUUAAGCGAGCUUCUUUGGUCGCGAGAACCACUGCCAAAGGUCGACUCGCCUACAGCGGAUUCAUUGGCGCUUACGACCUCGUGGUCAAGCCUCUGCCGGAGUCGAUCGCCGACGAUCUAGGAAAAAACGCUUCCUCCCACGGCCCCGAAUCUUCGGAGCAUCGGAAGUCGACUUACCACGUCGUUUACAAAAGACACGCCAGGGAUUUGGACGAGGUUCUGGGAAGCAUCAGAACGGUCGACGAGAGAAAAGCGAGCCCGGAAGCCUUCACGAGGAACGUUCGUCCCAUACCUGCCGUGGUGUACCCUGAAGUUAUGGUCGUCGUUGACUACGAGCUUUUCAGAAUGCACAAAUACGACGUCGACGAGGUGCUCGUGUACACUCUGGCUUUCUGGAACGGAGUCGAUCUGCUGUACCGGAGUUUCGAUGAGCCUAAAUUCAGGUUCAACAUCGCUCGUGUCAUCAUUUCUAUGGAACGCGAGGCAACGCCGUACCUUACGAACAACAUGUACAACGCGAUAUUGGUCGAUGCCUUUGAGGCACACGCUGCUGCGCUAGAAUAUUAUUACUCGGUACUGAACGUUUUUCCUGCCACGAGUUAUGACGCGGUUGUCACAAUGACGGGUCUGGAGAUGACCGAUGGCAACGGGCAACCCAACACCUUGGGCGUGGCUCUCAACGGUGGAGCAUGUUUCGUCGACCAUUUCCGCAAAACCGUAGGAAGCGCUGCUCUGUCAACCGACGAUGGGACGUUCCACGGGGUGGCGACGACUGCCCACGAGUUCGCUCAUCUGUUGGGCUCCACUCACGACAACGGGGCAGCGUGCGAAGCGGACGCUGGUUACAUCAUGGCACCGAAUUCCGGAGUGACGGAAAACGCUCACGACUUUUCUCAGUGCACGGUAACAGCGAUCGCGACUUUCCUCAGCAGAAAUGGCGGGGUUUGUUUCUACAACGAGCCAGCAGUGAGGAACCCCUUGCCAAGAGGAUUGCUGCCCGGUUUGUUGAGCGACCGGGAUCACCAGUGCAAAAAAAUGGGCAAUGGAGGAAGCUGCUACACGGGCGCCUCGUGGCAACUCCCUUGCUCCGCUGCUUACUGUUACGAUCUCCAGGCUCCGAACAGGUGCUACAAGUACACGUCUCAGGCGCCGCCUGACGGCGCCAGUUGCGCCGUUGGAAAGGUUUGCGUGCACGGCAAAUGUCUGGCGUUGUAAAAACGCUCCGGAAUAACUAGGCGGCCCAAGUGAAAUGUAUGAAAUGAAUAAAUCGAAUAAAUCGACGAAACAAAUGGCGACGUGAAAAGUGA
Messenger RNA from Venturia canescens, 2441 nucleotides. RefSeq names its product venom metalloproteinase 3-like. Bases 766 to 2349 code for a protein of 527 amino acids. NCBI's taxonomy places the organism in Eukaryota, Metazoa, Arthropoda, Insecta, Hymenoptera, Ichneumonidae. Gene Ontology annotation, molecular function: metalloendopeptidase activity. The transcript has 13 exons. Gene Ontology annotation, biological process: proteolysis. The record is from RefSeq and is a predicted model, not a curated record.